AUGAACAACCUCAUCAUCCGCACGGAGCAGUUGGAUGGGAAGUUCGUGACGAAGGAGAGCCUUCAGAAGGUCGUCGAUCAGCUUAGCUUUGCGUCAGAGUAUUACUUCAAUGUGCUCAAGGAGUUCUGCGAGCGUAAUGCUUUGAGAGACGAUCAACGGAGGGCUCUCUUGGGAAGCAAUCUGAACAUAAAUCUGACUCAUCGUCUUCAGGGAUAUUUUGGUCCGAAGACCGUCCAUUGCGCGACGCAGCUCAUGACCGAAAAAGACAAGGCCAGUGCUCUCCGGUACUACUGCAAUGCCCACAACUACGAGAUCAAAGACUACAACGGAAACAUGUUAGAUGGGAUGUCUCCGUUGAAGGGCCCGUGUCUGGUAUUUCUUGUCAAGUUCAUGGAGGAGAUCAUCGGCUUCAAGAAUACGCCGAAGGGCAUCUUCAACAUCGCCCUCAACGGCGGGAAGCUCACGAAGGCGAUGAAGAAGGCGGCCCCGAUCGUCGGCUUUAACAACAACUUCCAGCCCGAGGAGUACAUGCGCGACACGACGAACAAGUCCGAGUACAUGCGGGGGCUCACGAUCGUGCAGAAGAUCGUCGCCCUCCAGUGGAUGAUGAUGGGGAACUACGCCUUCCGAGAGGAGCUCUUACCGAUGGCGGACCAGAAGGCGCUGCUCAAGAAGAAGAAGAAGGAGCAGAAGCCCAAGAAGCCUCGGAAGCUCAAGAAGAAGAAAACCAGGGAUAACGAUCUCAUCCCUGACGCAUUGGAGGGCAAGAUCGGCAUAGGGAACGCCAUCUCCCAGGAUGACUUCCGCAAGCAGCCCCUCUUCCAGCAGAUCCAGUACCUCUAUGAGAUGGUCGGGGGCUCUCUGGCUGGCAGGAACAACCAGAAGCUUUCUCCCUACGGCCGCGUGUCCCGGGCAGAUUUCAUGGCGGCCACGGUCAACCAGCAGACGAUGUGGCUCUACCGCCAGCUGCAGGGCCAGGACGAAGACGGAGACGAGGACAACGGACUUCGCAAGCACAUCGGCGGCAAUUACAAGAUCGGGGGCAGCUAUCUGAAGAUCAAGAACCUCAAGAAGCUCUCGCAGGGCCGUGUCACGCACCAGACGCGUUAUCUGGGCAAGCGGGCCCUGAAGCACGAGACCAAGAUCCAGAAUUUGGAGCGGAACAACAAGAAGCUCGACCUCGAGAUAACGAAACUCCAGGCGGCCGUCAAGUACCUCAAGGCGAAGCUUUUGGCCGAUGACAACGACUACAAGAAACUCCAGGACAAAAUCAACAAGGGCGGAAACACAGGCGGCAUCGGAUCGAAGCUCAACGUGAUCAACAUGGCCGUAGGCUAUGCCUUGGACGCGGCUAUCCUGACCGUCGCCUCCACAGGCCUUGCCUAUGCGAUCCAGGCGAAGAACCGGCUCGACGAGCACGAUUACAAGUUUAAGAGGAUCUACAAGUUCCUGACCGACGACCUCUUCUACCGCUUCGAGUUUAUCUGGAACGAGUUCUCGCACAUCAACCGGGACGUGUCCCUCGUGCAUCUGGAGGCUGCCCGGGCGAAGAAUCACAUCAAGGUGCUUCAGAGCAUCGCCGGAGAGGACCAAGUAGCCAUCGAAGCGCUGCAGGAGGAGGCGAAGGUCCACGCCAAGCGGAUCGAGAGACUCACCGAGAACCAGAAUGACAUCAUGGACUUCCGGAACCGCAUCGAGAUCCUGAUGACAGUCGUUGUCCAAUUCUUCGAGCGGAACGGGAUCUCGUUCACAGACCCGGUCGGCGGCAUCAUAGACAUGAGCGGGAUCCGGACCGAGCUCGAGGGCGCCUACAACUACCUGCGGGAGCUCGUCGCGGAGCUGCAGUACCAGGUUAAGGCCAUCAGCAGUUUGACCUCUGCCCGCAACGAUGCUUUGGAAGCCCAGAUCGAAGAGGAGCAGGAGCGGUCGGCCGAGCAGAGGAGGCUCCUCACCGAGCGCAUUGUGGCGCAAGACGAGCUGAUCAGAAGGCUUACCGAGCGCCUCGAUGCGUUAGAGUCCAAGGAGGGUUCAAAGGACGAUUCUGCGGUUAUUCAGGACGUGUCAGGUCUGUCGGCCCGGGUCGCAGCGCUCGAGAGGGAGAGGGAGGAGGACCGGGCGACCAUCGAGAGACUCAAUGUGACUAUUACAGAGAUAUCGGACCGUUACAACACUCUGUCUGGCCGACUCGCUGGUUAUGAAGAGCGCAUAGCGACUAACGAGAGCGACAUUUCUGAGAUGAAGACUAGCAUAAACGACCUCAAGAGCAAUACAACCGACUAUGCGGCCCUCGAGACGCGGGUCAACGCCGCCGAGAGCAACAUACGGGGGCUCUGGGACACGACUAGGACGCAAGAAACCGCUCUAUCAGCUCUUACAACAAGGGUGGCCAAUUGCGAAGGCAAAAUUAGGGCUAACGAGACCAGGAUCAAGAACAACGCAGAUACCAUCGCCAUAUGGACAGACGAAGUAACGACUCUCAAGAGGUCCGUUGGGCAGAACCGGGACCAGAUCGCCUCCCUCAAAGUCACGGUGAGCAACCUCCAGGGCUCGCUGAGCUCCGCAUCGAGCAGGCUCAGUAGGCUCGAGUCGACCGUCUCCGGCUUUGAGAGUUCGAUCCGGCUGAACCGGGACAGCAUCGCGACGCUCAACGCCCAGUCAAACAAGCUGACCUAUGUCUGCCGAGAGCUGAAGUACCAGUACCUCGUCCGGAAGUGGAUCCCCGGCCAGACGACGGACGGCAACGGCUUCAUGCGGAUCUCCAUGUCCAGCCUCCCCAGCGACGCCAUCAGCAAGAGCAACGACUGCAUCGUCUCGAUUGUGCCCUACGACGUCUGGGUGACGUCCUACGACCGCGUCUUCGUGGCCUGGAACGACUAUCGCGAAGGCAACUCCAAUGACAGCUACAUCAACGUCACGCUACGCUUUGCAUAUGAUAAAAGCAUCGGCAAGAUUGGCGGCGGCCAGCGGGUGGCGAUCUGGUACUGGGCCAGGAGCUCGGUCGAGAACUACAGCUUGUGA
Giardia duodenalis is the source of this 3018-nucleotide messenger RNA. RefSeq names its product SMC family protein. Lineage: Eukaryota; Fornicata; Diplomonadida; Hexamitidae. The coding region runs from base 1 to 3018 and encodes 1005 amino acids. The record is from RefSeq and is a predicted model, not a curated record. The transcript has a single exon.